Punctularia strigosozonata HHB-11173 SS5 is the source of this 521-nucleotide messenger RNA. RefSeq lists its product as uncharacterized. The transcript has a single exon. NCBI's taxonomy places the organism in Eukaryota, Fungi, Basidiomycota, Agaricomycetes, Corticiales, Punctulariaceae. The record is from RefSeq and is a predicted model, not a curated record. The coding region runs from base 139 to 321 and encodes 60 amino acids.
UGCUGUGGUUGCGCGUCGUGAUGCCGAUCACUUAUAUGUCCCGUUGCGUCAUCGAAACCGCAAAUGAGAUGACUAACCACAGAGUUUUGGCUUAGUAAAGACAAGGAUUGCGACCUUGACGCUGAUGUUGAAUGCAGUAUGGGUAUGGCGAACCGUGUGCGAAGGUUGAACGAGAACGGCGUAUUUAGGGUAGCCUCGAAAGUUGAUCGUGACAAAGCGCGACAGCCAGACGUGAAUUUUGUGCAAGCUUUUUUUUCACAUCUGAGGCAGGGAAGAACGCAUACAGAGCGUAUGUGGAAAAGUGUGGAUGUCCCAGCCUAGGCCAGCAAAGCCCACACGCUACAGCCGAGGGUCGAGUAUGUUCUAUGAGGUCGCUGAGUCACCGGCGAGGAGGGAGGGGCACAAGACUGAUCAAAGGGAUGAGACUCGAACCAGUGUUGCGCGUCUUCAACUGCGGUCCAAUGUGUAUAUCGGAGAGUGGUAGAGAAAGGCCAGUUGAGCAGCAGAGAAUUCACGAGCGA